AUGUCAACGAGUGAAGAGGAUCAAUUUGAAAUUUUGGAGAAUAAAGAGCCCGAAAAAGAGUCUGCUUGGGUUGAUGAGGAUGAUGCCCAACCCAAAGUUAUAAGAACACAGCAAUAUGAAGAGGUUUGGAAGCACAAAGAAGUCAAAGACGAACUUUCAGAAGAAGACAAAGAACUUUUGAAAAUCGACCCGAACGCUCCCAAGACGUCCACUCCACAUGAAAUCCCAAUGCGACGAUUUGAUGAAACGGUUCCUUUAUUAAGAAGUCACAAAGGUCCUGUUACAACAUGUCAGUUCCAUCAGACCGACAACGUUUUGAUGACGGGUGGCUAUGAUAAUCUUCUCCACUUCUAUCGUAUGGAAGGGUAUAAGGUUAACCCUAUUUUAGACGCCAGAGUUCCAUUCCGUGUUGAGACUGGGAGGUAUUUAGACGAUGAAAAUGUCGUUGCAUUGAGUGGGAAGCACUCAUUUUUCACUUAUAAUAUGAGGAGAGACGCGUCGACCACAUUUGAGAAGACUUUUACACCCGGGCAACUCAUCACACGUCUUGCUGUCGGGAAUCAAUACGUUGCCAUGUUGAACGACAAACAAAUGACAACGCCUUUGCUCGACAAGAAGUCCCUCCAAGUUGUUGAAAACUUGCGUUCGUCGACUCAAUUUCUUUCGAUGGCGUUCCAUCCAACGGAGAACGUGUUAGUGAUGACGGGAAGCAAAGCUUCAAUUUCAGUGUGGGACCUUCGAAAGAUGCGGUGCAGAGCUAUGUUAACUGAUGAAGGGUCUAUUAAUACUAUGAGUGUAGCUUUCUCACCAGAUGGAAAUUAUAUAUCCUGUGGAUCGACUGGGGGUAUCGUCAACAUUUAUGAGUGGAAGGAUAUAGAGAAGUCUAAUACCCCAACGCCGUUCCACUCCUUCAAUAAUUUGGUCUAUGACUGUACCCACAUCGUUUCAACAAAUUCUCUUCUCUUAAUGUCAACUUGGAAAGGAGAGAACCAACUCAAAUUGGGUAACAUCCAAAACAAGUUCACAUAUUCCAACUUCCCCGGGUUCGCUGGGUUGGGUAAAGUUCAAGAAUCGACUAUUUCGCCUCACUCCGCUUAUGUUGCUUCUGGGAGGUCUGGUGGAAGAGUUGCAUUGUUUAGGCUACUUGAUUAUAAUAAUUAUUGA
Molecule: messenger RNA, 1164 nt
Organism: Entamoeba invadens IP1
Lineage: Eukaryota; Evosea; Mastigamoebida; Endamoebidae
Exons: 1
Coding region: 1-1164 (387 amino acids)
Biological process (GO): rRNA processing
Cellular component (GO): Pwp2p-containing subcomplex of 90S preribosome; small-subunit processome
Molecular function (GO): protein binding
Source: RefSeq, a predicted model, not a curated record